This is a messenger RNA of Hypanus sabinus (Atlantic stingray), 9713 nucleotides long. It is a transcript of the gene syde2, whose product is annotated as synapse defective 1, Rho GTPase, homolog 2 (C. elegans). The record is from RefSeq and is a predicted model, not a curated record. The transcript has 7 exons. NCBI's taxonomy places the organism in Eukaryota, Metazoa, Chordata, Chondrichthyes, Myliobatiformes, Dasyatidae. Bases 1 to 3960 code for a protein of 1319 amino acids. Gene Ontology annotation, biological process: signal transduction.
AUGGCCGACCCCUUACGCCGGACUUUGUUCGCCAAGCUGAGGGGGAAGAAGUCCAAGAAGACUGCGAGCAGCGUCUCAAGGGGCCACGAAGGUAAAGCGAAGCUCCUUCAGCAGCAGCGGCGGCGGCGGCGACAACAACAGUUCCAGGCCGGGCCCGGGGCGUUUGGGUUAGGGGGACCUGCGGGUGGCAGUCGGGGCUCCCCGGUCCCAGGUAGAGGAGAGGAUGAGAUGCGGAGCGUGUGCGAGGAUCUGGCCGGUCCUCCGCCUCUGGACCCCAUCCUGGCCGACCACGACGGCGGCGGCGAUUACUAUGACAACCGGCGUCGGCGGGCCUGCGGGGCUCGGCGGCCGUGUUUGGGCGGCCAGGCCGCUUCGCCGUGCCGCCGCGAGAGAGAGAGGCUGAGGAGCCGGCUGCAAGAAGCCUAUUACCUGCUCAUCCACGGCAUGCCCACGGACACCCCCACAAACGCGGGCUAUCUCCGGGGCACCCCCUCGCUGGCCACGGCCUCCUCCGGCCAGCUUGACCUUCCCCGCCGGCAGCUCUCCGCUUCAUUGCCUUCUUCCCGGAGUCAUCUCUCCAGCCAGAGCCCGACGGCUCCCAGAUCCCCUCUGCAGCGGUCAGUGAGCGACGGGGUCAUUGAUUAUCUUUCCAUCCUCACUGAUCGGUCAGUGGCGAACCCUCCUGGCUGGGGCCAAACAUCUCCUCAGGCUGGGGGCUCGCACCCCGACCAUUUAUCCUCUUCAGUCUGUGUGAAGCCUUCAGAAAGUAAUGUAAUGCCCCUUUACGCAGGGUCUAAGCUGAAUAAGUUGGGGGGUCCCAGUGAUGCGGUCUGCGGAUCGUGCGACCAGCAAAACGAUAGGCAGGGCACCUCUUUAAAACCACCUGCGGUGACGGUCAACAAAAUGCAGGAGUGGAUGCACAGAGGGCGCAUGCUGUCCUUGGAGAUGAAAGAGCGCAUUAGCGGGUCCGUAAAAGCCAGCCUGCCAUCUGGUUCAUUGCCAGGUCAGGCAGCCCGUAAAGUGGAAGCGCAGAAGGCGAGUUCCCCUGUGGCCGUCAGGGUGCAAGGGAACAAAACGGCCUCGCCCCCCGCUACCCAGAGGGUUUUCCUGACAGAUUUCAUUGAAAAUGUACACACCUCUUCAAAAAUAAGGAGAGAAUUGAAAACCUCUGAAGCUAACAAGAUCAACGAAUACAAGCCACACAUGAACAACAUCACAGUGUCCAAAAAAAGAAACUGGCUACAGCAGAGUUCUCUGAACCCUUAUUUGAAUGAGGAGACCAAUUCCCCUGUAUCAUUAGAAUUAACAAACCACAUCACUGGUCCAAGCCCUUCGUCGGAAAACAAACAACAGCCUGCAAUUUUACCUCAAGAGACUGACCAACAAAAUAACCAUGUAAUUGCUACAGAGAUUAUUUUGGAUCAUGGUGAAGAAAAUGAUGCGGAUGACGAGGGGGAGAUAUGGUAUAAUCCCAUUCCAGAGGAUGAAGAUGUUGAUAUACCACAAACACAGUCCCUUCCUGGGAGCUGUCCGGCUAAAACUGAAAAUUCAGAUGGCGUGCAGAUCAAAUCACCCAAAUUGCCUGUCAGUGAUUUGGUUAAAGGACAAGUAACCUUGGGAAUUCCUGUAAAUUGCUCUGAAAGUGUGAAGGAAAUCCAGGUAGCUUCAACGACUGAUGUGAAUUGGGCAAACUGUGUGAAUUCCACGAUUUCUACAAAUUCUACCGAAUGUGGGCAGCUGCGUAGGCAGAUGUGUGUGUGCAAGUCUAACAGUGGGACAAAUAUGGAUGAGAGCUGUGUGCACAAACUGCCAUCUGCAGUACAUACCAUGGAUCUUUUCAAUGGUUCCGUUUGUGCAGUGGAAGUAUUAGCAGCAACAACAACGAAUGAGUUUUCACCACCUUCCAGCCCUUCGCCUUUCAAAAAGGGGACUGCAAUUAAUUGGUCAUUCCCAGAAAAGAUAAAAUCUCCUCGGACUGUGAGGAAGCUUUCAAUGAAAAUGAGAAAGCUUCCAGAAAUUAGCAGAAAAUUGAGCAUUAAAGGGACUUCCAGCCAUAACUACAGUGAUUCAGUUUCUAAAGGCACCUAUGGAUCUUUAUCUCCUGGAAUUUUGACGAAUGCUGCCAGUAGAAAUGUUAUCAGUCGUUAUCACCUGGACACGAGUGUCGUAUCACAGAACUGCAAAAAGAAAAAUUCAGGGAGCUCCAAGUCUGCUAGCAAAGGUGGCUACCUUAGUGACGGGGAUUCACCAGAACUUGUUGCCAAAUCGGGUAAGCACUCCUGUGAAAGUAAACCAGCAAAGGGGAAUGUUGCUUCAACCCCCCAUAAAACACACAGUGCAGAAAUUGAUGUUGAUGCUUUUAGGCACUACAGUUUUGUGGAUCAACCCAAAUGUUCUCAAUAUAUUUCUGGACUAAUGAGUGUUCAUUUUUAUGGUGCCGAGGAUUUAAAGCCACCAAGGAUUGAUUCCAGAGAAGUAUUCUGUGCUAUACAAGUGGAUUCUGUCAACAAAGCCAGGACAGCCUUGCUCACCUGCAGAACCACAUUUUUGGACAUGGAUCACACAUUCAAUAUUGAGUUGGAGAACGCACAACAUCUCAAGUUGGUUGUCUUCAGCUGGGAGCCAACGCCUCGGCGGAACAGAGUCUGUUGCCAUGGCACUGUUGUACUCCCCACACUCUUCAGGGUAUCCAAGAUGCACCAGCUGGCAGUAAAGCUCGAGCCCAGAGGGCUCAUUUACGUGAAGCUCACCCUGAUGGAGCAGUGGGAAAAUUCACUGGACAGCCUAGACGCAGAGCGAGAGCCAAUGGUAUUUGGUGUUGAGGCACGAAAAAUAGUUGAGAAAGAAAACACGGGCUUGAGGGUGCCAUUGUUGAUGCAGAAAUGUAUAGUGGAGAUUGAGAAAAGAGGUUGUCAGGUUGUGGGCCUAUAUCGGCUUUGUGGCUCUGCUGCAGUUAAGAAAGAAUUAAGAGAAGCUUUUGAGCGUGACAGCAAAUCUGUUGGCUUAUCUGAGAACCUGUAUCCAGAUAUCAAUGUAAUUACAGGUGUUCUCAAGGAUUACCUAAGGGAACUGCCAUCACCACUGAUAACGAAGCAGCUAUAUGAUGCUGUUUUGGUUGCCAUGGCUAAGCAACCCCUCAAGAUUACCUCUUCUGGGUGUGAGAAUGACCUGAGUGACUGUGAGUACACAGCCAGUCUCCUGGACUGCCUGCCAGAAGUGGAGAGGGCAACACUGAAGAUGCUGCUGGAUCAUCUGAAGCUUGUUGCUUCAUACCACGAGGUCAAUAAGAUGACCUGCCAGAACCUGGCAGUGUGUUUUGGGCCUGUACUCCUAAGCCAGCGGCAGGAAGCCUCCAACCAUAGCAAUAGGGUUUUCACAGACUCCGAGGAGUUGGCCAGUGCAUUGGACUUCAAGAAGCACAUCGAAGUAUUGCAUUACCUACUUCAACUCUGGCCAGUGCAAAAUGCUGGUACCAAAGAGUACGGGGAAGGUGGUGGAUUUCCUGAACUGGACAAGCCAGUGAGUUGUGUGAGGAGGAGGAAACAGCGGCCUACAAUGCUAAACUUGAUGAAUACCGAGAUGCCGAGUGUGCUGCGUUCCAGACAGGUCAGGCUCGACAGUCCUAGCAAUCGCUAUGCUGGGGACUGGAGCAGUUGUGGCGAAAGUUACCUCCUGAGGCCAAAGGAAGAGAGUGCUGAGGCAGACUAUGAUGAUGUCCCUUCAGAAGACACUGGGAGCGAAGAGGAGAACUUAAUGACAGAUGGGACAAAUCGUGUACUGCAACCACAUGCAGAGCCAGAAUCCAAAGAGCAAGUACACAAGACUUAUGUUAGCAUGGAGGAAAUCAGUCCAGCAUUGAAAGAUCGAGUGAACCUUAAGGAUCUUCAAGAAAGCAUUGACACACUAAUUGGAAACUUGGAACGAGAACUGAGCAAAAACAAACUAAAUGUCACUUGUUAAGCUAUCCUGUCAAUCAGAGAGAGUUCCAGCCAACAGUUGUAUCAGCCAUUUUCUAUGAUGGGAGUGCUCUUUCAUUAUGAGAUGUAAUGUAAGUUAUCUUGGGUCUGUUGACUCAUUUUAGGCAUUCCAGGGUUUUUGUUGAGGCCCUCCGAUGGUCAUGGUCGACCAUGCAUGUUACGUCCUAACUGUCUGCAUUAUCAGUUGAUAGUCAAGUUAGGGCAGUACAAUAUGUGGAGCAAGCUGCUGCCUAUGCAUGCAGCAGGCUCCCCUUCUCCAAGCAACAGAUGAAUCCAAAGGAAUGGCAGAGACUGAUACAGUUUGGUACCAGCAGCAACUCAGGAGUUGCCAGUCAGCAUUGAGCUCAAUGUAGGACUGCCUUAGGGACUCCAGAUUUGGAUUUUUCCUCUGGGUUUACUCCCGAAGCCUUUCUCAUGAGUGGGUAUAGCCGUAAGGCAGCGGAGGUUUAAGAUCAGAAUUUUCCUUUUCCUAGAUGAGCUGCCAGCCACGGUUGACGAGCCCCAUCUGCUCGGAGCAACUGGUUUUAAGGUGCCAGGAGUUCGUCUUUGCCCCUUCUCCUGUCAGUAGAUAAGCUUCUGCUGGGCUUAGUAGCUAAGUCACAUGUGAAAGCCAGGAGCUGGACUUGGUUGUCAGAGGCUUUUUGAGCCACAUGCCAUUGGGAGCAUUUAGUAGGUAAUGGGAGCUUAUCCCUACUACUGUCUCCCCCUCCAGCUAUGACAGCUUCAAGGAACCAGGACCGUUGUACAUGUAAGUUUUUUUUUCUUCAUAUUGGAAGAAUUCAGUGGAUUGACCCCAAGGGGUAUGUGGUGCCUUAAAGGCAUGUUAUUUUACGGUACUGUAGACUGAGCACUGUGUUCAGGUAGGAAUAUCAGCAGAUGCACUUAUGAAUGACGAGGACUUUUGAAGGAGACUAGCCAUUAUCACUCAGCAUCCUGAGUCGUCUUUAAGCUCACCUCUGAUCAUCCUCAUGUUUAGAUGCUGCUUGGCAGAUCUUUCUGCAGUGAGACAGAGUGUUUUUCAACAGCAAUAGUUACCAAUUAAAGAUCUGCCUGUCACUGUUCAUUUGCAAUGUAAUACAAGGCUGCUAUGAAGAAACUAUAUGCACAGGGGAGAAAAAAAAUACCCUGCACAUUUUUUGGGUGAUGAAAAAUAUUGUAAGCUGUUAUCUUUCUUUGUUAUUAACACAUCUCUGUAACUGUAUUUAAAGGCAAAUCAAAGCAAAUGGUAUAUUUUUCUAACCCUUUAUAUUUUUGAUAAAGUGUUACUUACUGCCCGUUAUGCCGCUGACGUUUAGGGCAGCAAUGAAGGUCCUCCAUCUCUGGUGGUGUUCAGGGCUUCCUUCAUCGUGUCAGUAGCUUCCUCUCGGUUUCACUACUGUCAGCCAUGCAAGUCCUCGGGUGGAGACUCAGGAAUACCGUCAACCUCAGAUGUAGAAGGAUUCUUCAUUGGUGCUUUAUCAGCCAGGGUUGUUAGCCCCAAGCUGAACCCCAGAACCUGGAGGACUAGUGGGCCACUCUUAGUGUGGCCUCUACCCUUUGACAUCUUUGGCAUGGGUAACCCUACCAAGAGCCAAAGCAUAAAGCCCUGACUCUAGCCAACAUAGCUGUCUGGGUCAUUGAGGUACACAAACCUCUAAACCACGCCAAGGUUGUGGUCCACUUGGAGCUUUGAUAAAGUAUGCUUUGCAUGUAUAGUGAUGCAUGUACCAGAAGACCAAAUACCAUUAGAUAUACUGCCUGGGAAAUGUAUAUAUAAAUAUAUAUAUAAAUGCACGAUAAAGAGAGCUGUGAGGAAGUGUUUUUAAUAUAAUGUGGCUAAAUAUUUUUCAAUACCUGCUAUGGCAUUAUGCUUGCUUAUGACAGAUUUUUAAAAACUUAGAGAUACAGCAUGGUAGCUGGCCCUUCUGGCCUAACAAGUCUCUGCUGCCCAAUUACACCCAUGUGACCAAUUAACCUACUAACCGGUAUGUCAUUGGAAUGUGGGAGGAAACCAGAGCACUGGAAGGAACCCAGGCUGUCACAUGGAGAACAAGCUCCUUACAGAUAACAGCAGGAAUCGAAUCCCAGUUGCUGGCAUUGUAAAGUGAUGCUCUAGCUCAAUCUUUGCCUCUAUCUUGUGCACCUCUAUCAAGUCACCUCUCAUCCUCCUUCGCUCCAAAGAGAAUAGCUCUAGCUAUCUCAACCUAACUUCAUAAGACAUGCUCGCUAAUCCUGGUAAGUCUCCUCUGCACCCUCUAAAGCUUCCACAUCCUUCUUAUAAUGAGGCAAUAAUUAAGACCAUUAGGAGCAGAAUUAGGCCAUUCAGUCCAUUGAGUCUGUUCUGCCAUUCCAUCAUGGCUGAUUUAUUAUCCCUCUCAACCCCAUUCUCCUGCUUUCUCCCUAUAACCUUUGAUGACCUUACUAAUCAAGAACUAUCAACCUUUGUUUUAAUUAUACCCAAUGAUUUAGCCUCCACAGCUGUCUGUGGCAAUGAAUUACACAGAUUCACCACUCUCUGGCUAAAGAAAUUCCAUCUCAUCUCUUUGACCUUUGGUCAUAGGCCCCCCCACUAUUGAAAACCUUCUCUCCACAUCUAGGCCUUUCAAUAUUAAAUAGUUUCAAUGAGACUCCCCUCUCAUUCUUCUAAACUCCAGUAAGUAUAGGGCCAGAGCCAUCAAAACGUCUGCUUAUGCACCUCUUCAGCCCAUCCAAACCUUGCCAAACUGUUGUUCUGAUUAAUCCCUUUGAACCACAACUGGACCACAGCCCUCCAUACUUUAUCCAAGCAUCUCUUAAAUGUUGUAAUCAAUGCCGCAUUCACCACUUCUGCUGGCAUUUCAUUCCACACUCUCACCGCCCUCUUAAGUGAAGAAGUUCCCCUUAAAUAUUUUGCCUUUCACCCUUAACCCAUGACCUCUAGUUCGAGUCUCAACCAAUCUGAAUGGAAAAAAACCUGCUUGCAUUUACCCGAUCUAUGCCUCUUAUAAUUUUGUAUACCUCUAUCAAAUCUCCCCUCAUUUUUCUGUGCUUCAGGGAAUAAAGUCCUCACCUUUUCAGUCUUUCCCUAUAAUUUGGGUUCUCAGAUUCCGACAACUUUUUGUAGAUUUCCUUUGUACUCUUUCAAUCUCAUUGAUAUCUUUCCUACAGGUGUGUGACCAGCAGUUCACACAGUACCCAAAUUAAGCCUCACAAAAGUCUUAUAGGGGGUGCCACAUAGCAUAGCGGUUAGCGCAAUGCUAUUAAAGCUCAAGACAGUUGAAGUUCAGUUCUGGCAUUGUCUGUAAGGAGUUUGCAUAUUCUCUCAGUGACUGCAUGGGCUUCCUUCAGGGGCAUCAGUUUCUUCCCAUAGUUCAAAGACAUACCAGGUAAUAGAUUAAUUGGUCAUUGUGAAUAGGCUACGGCAUAGAAACAUAGAAAAUAGGUGCAGGAGUAGGCCAUUCAACCCUUCGAGCCUGCACCGCCAUUCAGUAUGAUCAUGGCUGAUCAUCCAACUCAGAACCCUGUACUUGCUUUCUCUCCAUACCCCCGAUCCCUUUAGCCACAAGGGCCAUAUCUAACUUCCUCUUAAAUAUAGCCAAUGAACCGGCCUCAACUGUUUCCUGUGGCAGAGAAUUCCACAGAUUCACCACUCUGUGUAAAGAGGUUUUUCCUCAUCUCGGUCCUAAAAGACUUCCCCUUUAUUGUUAAACUGUGACCCCUCGUUCUGGACUUCCCCAACAUCGGAAACAAUCUUCCUUCAUCUAGCCUGUCCAAUCCCUUUAGAAUUUUAUACGUUUCAAUAAGAUUCCCCCUCAAUCUUCUAAAUUCCAGCGAGUAUAAGCCUAGUCGAUCCAGUCUUUCUUCAUAUGAAAGUCCUGCCAUUGCAGGAAUCAACCUGGUGAACCUUCUCUGUACUCCCUCUAUGGCAAGAAUGUCUUCCCUCAGAUUAGGGGACCAAAGCUGCUCACAAUAUUCUAGGUGCGGUCUCACCAAGGCCUUGUACAACAGCAGUAGAACCUCCCUGCUCCUGUACUCAAAUCAUUUCGCUAUGAAUGCCAACAUACCAUUUGCCUUUUUCACCGCCUGCUGUACUUGCAUGCCCACUUUCAAUGACUGGUGUACAAUGACACCCAGGUCUCAUUGCACCUCCCCUUUUCCCAAUCGGCCACCAUUCAGAUAAUAAUCUGUUUUCCUGUUCUUGCGACCAAAGUGGAUAGUCUCACAUUUAUCCACAUUAAAUUGUAUCUGACAUGAAUUUGCCUACUCACCUAACCUAUCCAAGUCACCCUGCAUCCUCGCAUCCUCCUCACAGCUAACACCGCCGCCCAGCUCCACGUCAUCCGCAAACUUGGAGAUGCUGCAUUUAAUUCCCUCGUCUAAAUGAUUAAAAUAUAUUGUAAACAACUGGGGUCCCAGCACUGAGCCUUGCGGUACCCCACUAGUCACUGCCUGCCAUUCUGAAAAGAUCCCGAUUAUUCCCAGUCUUUGCUUCCUGUCUGCCAACCAAUUCUCUAUCCACCUCAAUACCAUACCCCCAAUACCGUGUGCUUUAAGUUUGCACACUAAUCUCCUGUGUGGGACCUUGUUAAAAGCCUUUUGAAAAUCCAAAUAUACCACAUCUCCUCCCCUAUCCACUCUUCUAGUUACAUCUUCAAAAAAUUCUAUAAGAUUCGUCAGACGUAAUUUUUCUUUCACAAAUCCAUGCUGACUUUGUCCGAUGAUUUCACCUAUUUCCAAAUGUGCUGUUAUCACAUCUUUGAUAAUGUGAUAACAUUAUCACAUUAUUGUUAAUUAUAGGUGGGUUGAUGGGUGUUGUGGCUCUUUAGGGUGGAAGGGUCUGUUCUGUGCUCUACCUCUAAAUAAAAUAAAAUAAAUUGUGCAACUUCUUUGUCUAAUUUGAGCCUGUAUAGAAUCAUUUUCACAUUGACCUCAAAGUUGGGUCAGACAUUGAGCAGUUCUGUACAUAGUAUCAUAGUUACUCCUACCUCCUUAUUUCUAACAAUUGUCUCUUGGACCUCUGUAUCUGCUACCCUGGAAAAGGGUUCCACUGAAUCAGUAUAGAAGUGGCAUCUUUCACAAUGUGGAUUCCUAUCAGUUCUCCAUCCGCUUGAAUCAAAAUUCUGCUCAUUCUUUCACAUAUGCAGCCUAACUGGGGUGAUGAGCUAACAAGUUUUACAGAAAUGGUACUGUUACAACUGAGAUGGAAAACAGGCCAACUUGCAUAACCUAAAGUCAAUUAAAGUUUAACAUCUGGAGUUAAAAAUUACAGACAUCUUGUAUUCCCCAAUCUCACAAACUAACAUGUGCAGAAGUGCUUAAGGAAUGAAUCACAUUGUACUUAUAGAGUCCUAGGGCACUCAUUCGUUCAUUAUGUGUCGUGUCGUACUGUAAGUAUGAAGUCACAUGACCAGAUAAAUGCGAUGAAAGUUGCCACUGCUAUGUCAAGUUAUUUUGUGUUUCAACUUGCUUUUAAUGUGUAUACCGUGUGUAAUGUGAACAUGUUUGGCCAUCUUAGUUUUAAUUAACACUCCUCACAGCUUAAAGAUUCUUUGUAAAGGGUUUUCAGGCUUUAAUUUAUCUACUGAAUUGUUAUUCAUGUGUUUUAAUAAUCCCGUAUGCAUUAUCUGUUACACAGAAGUAUAGUUGCCUUGAAUUGAUAAAGUAUCAUUAAACAUGUAAAUAUGACUAUAUACUGAUCUGAGCACACUGCUGUGCACUGAUACCAAUAUUUAACAAAUUCACUUUCUUUCAUCCUAUUAAAAUGUGGUGAAACAUGGA